AAAUGAAAACAAAGUCACCUGACUGUGGUGUGUUUUCUCUCAUUUUUAGUCACUUGCAAAGUAACCUUCAAUUAAUAACCGUUACAAUUAUUAUAGCUUGACUAUUUCUAGAAGGUCAAAUUGAAAAUGCUACAAAGAAAGAUAUCUCCUGUGUAUGGUCUUGCUGUAAUAUACAUGAUCAGUGUAAUGGGACCAGCUGCCGGAAGUGAAAUAUAUGGAGACUGUAUAAGGUAUACAGUUGGGGAAAUCAAACCUGAGCUUACAGAUGGUGACCGGUUUUGUUUACAAGAAACAGAUUAUGUGUAUUGUAAGGAAUUCAAGUGUCCUCCAACUACAUGUGGGUCGCCACUAGUUCCUGAGAAUUUAAAAUGUCUAUACUGUGAAGGAACUUGCAGUUAUGGAGGAACCGUUUAUGAAGUUGGUGCCGAUUUUGAAUGCCUUGAUGGAUCAAACCAAUGUCAUUGUGGUAAACAAAAUAGCAUAGCUUCUACAAAAGCAGGCCAAAAUUAUAGAUGGAUGUGCAAAAAGUAAAGACCUUAAAGAUGAUGGAUCAGGAUA
This is a messenger RNA of Mytilus trossulus (common blue mussel), 558 nucleotides long. Its product is annotated as kielin/chordin-like protein. The coding region runs from base 127 to 531 and encodes 134 amino acids. The transcript has 4 exons. The record is from RefSeq and is a predicted model, not a curated record. NCBI's taxonomy places the organism in Eukaryota, Metazoa, Mollusca, Bivalvia, Mytilida, Mytilidae.